AUGCAUUCAUCACACAACAACCACAACUCGCUUUGGGGGACUACUAUCGCCGCUUCUACCUCAACAGCCACGCUCCCGCUUUCCAUCCCACCAGCUCCGCAGCUCCUUCCAGGCUUUUCUCAAAAUCCUUUAGAUCUCCUCGCCACCGCUGGCGGCAGUCUCGGGCCUGUCCCGAGCACAUGCGCCUCCUCUUCCGCGGCCACAACCACCCCGAGUGCUCUCUCUGCGUUGACAACUACCACUACUGACAAACACUCCGACGCCAUUUCGGACGACCCUUCUGCGCGCUCCUCCCUCUUUCGAGACACCUGCAUGUCCGACUCCCAGCAUCAUUCAAUCCUCCCGCCGGUUGAAGAGGUCGACGCCACUCUCUGUAUGCCGUCCUCCUCGCAGCCCCUAGACAUGUCCUUUUCGUUUGGCUUUUCUCAGCCGAAAGAAGAGGACGAGGAGCAGGCUACGGACGUCUUCGUCAACUCCGCUCUUGUCGCUGCGAAAGAAUACGCGAAGGCCCCAAUCAAUUUGAAAGAUGUUCUAGACAGGGAGAACGAACUACGACGCAUGACUGGCAUCAAACAGAUUGUUUUCGAUAACCUCCGAACAAAGUACAUGAAUAUGACUCCCUCGAUGAAGGACGCUUUGCGCCACUUUGUCAUCUUCCCACGCACUUUCAAUCUUCGCGCCGCCGUCGCUGUCGCUGGUUUGGAGGAGACACAGCUUGUUUCCAUGCAAGGCAUGUUGGAAAACAUGAUUCAAACUAAUUUCAUCACUACAGACAAGGGUCGCUACGAACUCAACGAAGCCGCAAGGCUUUUCCUCUACGAGGACCCCACUGUCAUGGAAGACACCAUGACGAGUGGUACGACAGAUACCUCGCAAGCUCGUUUCAUCGACCAUUAUCGCACUCAACUGUCACGCUUGCAGGAUGACAACAUUCACAAAGUCGGCUGGCUCCGGGAGGAAGCCAUGGCCUUGUACGAUGCUGAGCGCCAGAAUAUGGAAUUCUCAGAAUACCUUCUCACAGGUCGCCAAGCAGAGCUUCGCGAGUUCUUAUCAGCAGGAAUUACUGUUAUGCGCUACUGCGUCAGUGCAGGCAAUAGAGAACGCGUCUUGCGCAAGGCGCUACUGGAGGACGAAACCUCGACGGAAAACAUCUUUUUGUCGUUCGGUGACGAUGGUGCCGGUCUUGACGCCGCCUCCUCUUCUAAUGCUAGCGGAAAUGAUGAAUGUGACAAGUCUCAUAAGGCUCGCCUGCACCUUGCCCUCAGCGAAGCCUACUUCGAUCAGCUCAAGACGGAUGAUGCGGAAAAGCCACUCUUAGAAGCCCGUAAACUCAUGUGCGACUCCUCCCCCCACUGCCGCACAACAGCAUCCGCCGGUGUUGUUGAUAGAGUGCUUGUCUUGUUGCUCUUAUCAAAUUUGAGACUCUCGUCCCGUCGCUUCAAGCAAGCAAGUGCCUACUGUGUCCAGGCAUUGAGAAUUCUGUCUGAGGCCGGGCUUGGCCGGUCCACAUUUGCCAUUAAUGCCAUGUCUAACCUGGUGACCACCUAUCUAGAAGGUGACAGCUUGGAUAAGGCCAAAUCAGUGGCCAACAGACUGCUCGAUACACUGAACGUUAUGAGGUACACAGGAAUGCCCAUUUAUGCAGAUGCGUUGGGAGUUUGCGCCAUGGUCUCUAUGGCUGAGGAGAACUAUGCGGAAGCUGAGCGCCAAUAUGGGACGGCCCUGGAAACGGUCGGAAAAUGGGGCUCGAAGGAAUGGACAGGAAUCCCCGUUCAGCAUUGUCUCGAUCUUGACGUUUGGUUGAUGGAGGGUCUCGCUGAGGCCAUCCGGCGGCAAGGUAGAACUGAAGAGGCGCUGGCUCUCGAAAGACGGGCAGCGGAAGACCGGAGGAGUCGAGGGCUACCGCCGAAUAGCACAGGAACUGAAUUCUUUGACCCUGCCAGCGGCUUUCAAGAUAUCUCACCAAGUGCCCUUGUGAUGCCAAAGCUACGGCAUCUCUACUAACGAACUACUGCCAGUUGUUUUGCCGACGUAUGCCUUUUGAUACCAAAACCACCGACGAAUUCUGCUUCGUCGGGCAAAUAAGAAGUCCACGGCGUACCAUUUCAGUCCCCCAUCUCUGCAAUUGUAUCCGGUGGUCUCAGCAGGCAGCGAUAUGACAGCCAGCCUGACAUUCUGUAGACAUCGGAUAUGGAAAGAAACAGCAGUGUACAGUACCAUUCAAGGUGGGUCUAGAAUCGUAGACGUAGAAGCUUUCGUCAUUGCUUCAUGGUACAGUUUUUGUUGCACAGUGGAUGCUUCUUGUAAAUAGUAUCGAAGGGGAAACUCUUGACGGUACUAACUCUAAAUUUCCGCGGAGUAUGAUCCAUUUCCACGUUAGA
Messenger RNA from Chondrus crispus (carragheen), 2381 nucleotides. RefSeq lists its product as hypothetical. The transcript is spliced from 2 exons. The coding region runs from base 1 to 2004 and encodes 667 amino acids. Gene Ontology annotation, molecular function: protein binding. The record is from RefSeq and is a predicted model, not a curated record. NCBI's taxonomy places the organism in Eukaryota, Rhodophyta, Florideophyceae, Gigartinales, Gigartinaceae.